Mytilinidion resinicola is the source of this 702-nucleotide messenger RNA. RefSeq lists its product as uncharacterized. The record is from RefSeq and is a predicted model, not a curated record. The transcript has 2 exons. NCBI's taxonomy places the organism in Eukaryota, Fungi, Ascomycota, Dothideomycetes, Mytilinidiales, Mytilinidiaceae. The annotation marks the transcript as partial. Gene Ontology annotation, molecular function: protein binding.
AUGGCUCCAGCCGCACAACCACUGCCCGUCCGAUUUCCGUGCUGGUGCAGAGCGACUUACUCCUGGGGCGGUGAGACAAAGCGCGACCUCGGAUUCAUCGAAGGCGACCUCAUAGAAUGUCUCAACGCCGGAGACGGUUCUUGGUGGAUGGGUAGACUGAAGCGAGAUAGGCGUAUGGUCGGACUGUUUCCCUCGAACUUUGUUGAAGUUCUCGAUGAGAGUUUUCAGCCAUACCGGAAUGCCAGUCCACAUUUGCUACAGAAUGGAGGAAGCAUAUCAAAAGCAAACAGCCCAAACCCGGCAUCCGCAAAGCCAACGCCACAGAAGUCCAAGAGCAUGUUCCGGAAACCGUUUACUGCAUAUGCCGCAGCUAGCUCCCCAAAUCCAGGAGCAGCAGCGAGAGAGGUACAACAGAAGGCCGGAGGGGUGUCACCAAAUCCCAAUGGAAGCAUCUCCAAACAUAAACCAUACUCGUCUAUGAAGCGGUCCUCCUUGGAGAGCCGAGAGUCGUCUCCGUUGCAAAAAUCUGCUACAGGAUCCAAGCUUCGAAACGUCUCUCCGGCGCCAAAUGUUCGCCAGCCCGUUCCUCGUGCUGUGUCUCCGGCUCCUCCUCGACCGCAUCAAUCGUACUCGCGCGCCGUUUCUCCAGCUGUUCCCGCCCGAUACGUUGCUCAAUCGCGCGCGCCAUCUCCGGGACCUCCA